AGAGCAAGCACACUUUUUACCAAAUAUAUCACACAGCUACUUCUCUCCAAAAAGUGAAAGAAGAGAAGGAAAAAAAUGGGGAAAUCUCAGAUCUGGUUCGGCUUAGCGUUAGUGGCGUUGCUGGUGGUGUCAGCCAUAGCGGAUGAUGUGGUUGUGUUGACGGAAGAUAGCUUUGAGAAGGAGGUUGGUCAAGAUAAAGGAGCUCUUGUCGAGUUUUACGCUCCCUGGUGUGGGCACUGCAAGAAACUAGCUCCAGAGUAUGAAAAGCUAGCUGCCAGCUUCAAGAAAGCUAAGUCUGUCUUGAUUGCUAAGGUCGAUUGUGAUGAGCAUAAGACCGUCUGCUCUAAGUAUGAUGUUAGUGGAUAUCCAACCAUCAAAUGGUUUCCUAAAGGCUCUCUUCAGCCCCAAAAGUACGAGGGUGCACGCAAUGCUGAAGCUUUGGCUGAAUAUGUCAACAAGGAAGGAGGUACCAACGUGAAAUUAGCUGCAGUUCCACAAAAUGUAGUUGUGCUAACACCUGACAAUUUCGAUGAGAUUGUAUUGGAUCAGAGCAAAGAUGUCUUGGUCGAGUUUUAUGCCCCAUGGUGCGGCCACUGCAAGUCCCUUGCUCCUGUAUAUGAAAAGGUAGCCACGGUGUUCAAGCAAGAAGAAGGUGUAGUCAUCGCCAACUUGGAUGCUGAUGCACACAAAAGCCUUGGCGAGAAGUAUGGAGUAAGUGGAUUCCCAACAUUGAAGUUCUUCCCGAAGGACAACAAAGCCGGUCACGACUACGACGGUGGAAGGGACUUGGAUGACUUUGUAAGCUUCAUCAAUGAGAAAGUUGGGACCAGCAGAGACAGUAAAGGCCAGCUUACUUCAAAGGCUGGUAUAGUUGAAAGCUUGGAUGCGUUGGUAAAGGAGCUAGUUGCAGCCAGUGAAGAUGAGAAGAAGGCUAUCUUGUCUCGCAUCGAAGAGGAAGCUACUAACCUUAAGGGCUCCACAGCAAGGUAUGGAAAGCUUUACUCGUCACUCGCAAAGAAGUACAUAGAAAAAGGUUCGGGGUAUGCUACCAAAGAAACUGAGAGGCUUGGACGCGUCCUUAGCAAGUCGAUGAGUCCCGUGAAAGCUGAUGAAUUAACUCUCAAGAAAAAUAUCCUGAACACCUUCGUUGCUUCUUCUUAGAAGCCAGAGAUUGAAGAAUAGGAGCCGGUCGAUAGACUUUUUAUAUAAACUGAUACAAAACAUGGAGGUUCUGUUAUGUCUGUCGAGAUUUGUGGUUAUUUCUGCGUAGUUCUGAAAACUCUUUUGAACCAAGUUUCUUUGUCUUUCGUACGAUAAUCAUAAAAAGGAGAACUUUUUAUUUUCUUUCUUUCAGCUCUUAGCUCUUAUAGAUUCUCUAAUUCGAGUAAUCAAAUGCAUGGUACACUUAUAAGAAUCAGUGAAAAAAAGG
Messenger RNA from Eruca vesicaria subsp. sativa (arugula), 1429 nucleotides. NCBI's taxonomy places the organism in Eukaryota, Viridiplantae, Streptophyta, Magnoliopsida, Brassicales, Brassicaceae. The record is from the annotation of a GenBank genome assembly.